UGUGUUUAAAGCAUUUCCGGUAUAUUUUGUUUAUGGUUUUUAACUAGGCCUAUCGCGGCAUGGCUUCGUUUAUUCCCUUUGAGAGUAUACGAGUAAAAGAUGCGAAGAGAGAGGAAAAAAGGAAAGCGAGAGCUGUCGUAUUAGAACAGGCAAAGAAAGACCAUGAAAAAGCUGAAUGGAGAAAAGAACAAGCAAAACUACGUGGAGAAGACACAUGGAUGUUACCAGCGAUUCAAAAUAGACUUGAUAAAGAAGUAAAGGAGAUGGAAAAGGUGAAGUCCAAAAAACAUAAAAAAGAAAAGAAAAAAAAGAAGAAGAUGAAAAAAGAAAGGAAAAAGAAGAAAAAAGACCAAAGUGACUCUGACAGUGAUCUUUCAUCUGAUUCUGAUGAUGAUGCAGAGAAAUGGGUUGAGAAAUCAAAAGAAAGAAAGAAAUCUGUGCAAGAGCAGGCAGCAGCUGUUAAAGGGCCACAACUCCAGCGUGAUAGUUGGAUGGAAGCCCCCAUGGAGUUGAUUCCUUUGACAUCACGACAGGAAAUCAGGGAGCGUAUAAAACAGGAUAAGGAAGAGAAAGAGAAACAACAAAACCUUCUGGAUCAGCCUGGACAACAUUCUUUAGAACUAAAUCCGUAUUGGAAGGAGGGUGGCACUGGGCUACCUAUAGAAGAACAGAAAAAGGAGAAACCUGUAGCAGGAAUGGGAGAUGGAGGUUUAUCCUGGAUGAAGAAGGCCUACGAUAGAUGUGUCCAAAAGGCAAAAGAUGAGAACAAAACAUUGGAAGAAGUUGCUGCAGAAACUUAUGGGUCAUUGAAAGCUUUAAAAACGAUGUUGGCUGAUGCAGAAAAAGCAAACAAAGAGCUGAGAAAAGGAGAGAGUGAAAAGAACAGGAGAUCACAUUCACCAGAGUCUAGGAAUAAGAGAUUCAGAAAGCCACACAACAAUGAUAACCCCAGUGAUGACGAUAAAACAACAUCUAGGAAAAAGAAUUUCAGGAAACCUGGUAGCAGUGAUGAUGAACAGACAUCAAAUUUUCGCAAAAGGUCAAGAUCAAGAUCAAAUGACCGGUAUAGAUCGAAAAGGAGAUAUUCAAAGUCUAGAUCAAGAUCAAGAUCAAGAGAAAAGUAUAGGUCAAGGAGGUCAAGGUCAAGGGAAAAAUACAGAAAUUCUUUGUCAAAAGACAGACGUAGGUCAAGAUCAAGGGAUAAAGAUAGGAAAAUGCUAAGUUCAAACUCUAGAAACAGAGGAUCUGAUAGGUCAAGAUCACGUGAAAGAGACUUCAGAGAGAAAAAUGAUGCUAAAAAAAGAUUCCAAAGACCAGUAGACAGUGAUGAAGAUGUGAUAACUAAACCUAGGUCAAAGUUUAUGAGGCCAUCAGAAAAUGAUGGAGAACCCAACAAUAGGUCAACAAAUUCAUCAGGUAGGACCUCUGAAAGGGGAGAUAAUUACACAUCAUCUUGGAGGAAAAAAGAGUUCAUGAAACCGAAGCAACCUGAGGACAAGUCAUCGAAACUGUCUGAUGACAAACCUUCCAAUAAAAGACAGCAGCGGUCUUCCUUCAGGUAUGAUACAUCCUUGUUUGUGUGUAUGCAGUACAACUGUGCACAUGUUUAUAAUCUCGAUUCCCAUACAUGUACAAAAUUCUCAAGCACCUCUUCUGAGAGCAGUACUUCGUCUGAAUCUGAUGACAAAUCUGACAAAGAGGAGAUGGUACCAAAGAAAACGGUCGUCAAACAACAAGUCAAGAUUCUCUCGGAACAGGAAAUGAACCAGCUUGGAGCUAAACUAGUAAAAGCAGAGCUGAUGGGGAAUGAGGCAAUGGCAGCAAAAAUAAAAGCUCAGUUGGAAGCCUCCAGGAAACUGAGGGAGGAACACAAGAAUAAUCCACAGCCAGCAGGGGAGGAGGAAGAGGGUGAGGAGGAUAAUCAGGUGGUGCUCUCGCGAACUGGGCGAGAUGGAAUGGUCCGACCACUCCCUGACAGCCAACACCCCAGGGAGCACGGCAAACGUAGGAGGAAGAAAGAGAAGGUGGAAACUCAUGACAAGACUGGAGACCGACAGCGCUACUUUGAUGAUGAUGAUAAAUUUGACUUGAAUACUCUGGUAAUGCGUGAGAAGAUGGGUACAGCUGAAGAUCAAAACUCAAUGUUUGCUAGGCUGGCAGGAAGGUCCGUAGAGAAGACUGAUGAUGAGUACCAGUUAGAUGAUAUGUUCAUGUCCAGAGCAUCAAAGAAGCAGUCAGACUCGCGUACAGAAGAAAAGGAGCGCUCUUUAGCUAUUGGAGAACACAGAAAAAUGGCUUCAGCUAUGGAAAAAUGUCAGUUUUGUUUUGGCAGUGUUCCAAAACACCUAAUUAUUGCAAUUGGAACAAAGGUAUAUUUGUGUAUGCCUAACCACCGUUCGUUAACCGAGGGUCACUGUUUGGUGGUCCCCAUGCAACAUGUGACAUCCAGUACUGCUAUGGAUGAAGAUGUGUGGAAUGAAUUACAGCUAUUCAGGAAGACUUUGACAAAGAUGUUUGAGAGCAUGGAUCUGGAUGUGAUGUUUAUGGAGACAAGUAUGGGUCUGAAAUAUUUCCCCCACAUGCAUCUCGAAUGUGUACCGAUGCCAAGGGAGACUGGCGACCUAGCACCUAUCUAUUUCAAGAAAGCUAUCCAGGACUCAGAGACAGAAUGGUCACAGAACAAGAAGGUUGUAGAUCUUAGCCAGAAGAGCAUAAGAAGGGCUGUACCAAAAGGAUUCCCGUUUUUCAGUGUGGACUUUGGCCUACAAGGUGGAUUUGCCCAUGUUAUUGAAGACGAGAAUGUUUUCCCUAGGUAUUUUGGGAAGGAGAUCAUAGGAGGGAUGCUGGAUGUCGAACCAAGAAUAUGGAGAAAAGAUCAAAAAGAAAACUUUGAUGACCAGAGAAAGAAAGUUUUACAGUUUUCCGAGUGGUGGAAACCGCAUGAUUGGACUCAAGAUCUACAUCAGGAUUAGUGAAAAAGAAGAGAUAGACUAUGUAGGAUUGUGUUCUGGAUAUUAUCAGCUAGUAGGUGGAUGAGUGAGAAAAAUGAAAUGUAUGAUAAAUAGACAGACAUCACCAGUGAGAGAGAGAGAGAGAAAUGGGGAUGUAUUAUAGUACGUGUAUGACAUCAAGGGUAUGCCUGGCCUGGUAAUUAGCCUACCGAUAACUGUUACCGUCCUUACUUUGAGACCAGAGUAUACACAUUUAUUUGCUGCAUCCUCAAUGUUUCUUUUUGCAACAUAGUUGUAGCAAGAUUGAAUUAAAUAAAAUACAUAUUCGAAUAAUG
Pecten maximus is the source of this 3286-nucleotide messenger RNA. Its product is annotated as CWF19-like protein 2. Gene Ontology annotation, biological process: mRNA splicing, via spliceosome. The transcript is spliced from 19 exons. Gene Ontology annotation, cellular component: post-mRNA release spliceosomal complex. Bases 60 to 2972 code for a protein of 970 amino acids. NCBI's taxonomy places the organism in Eukaryota, Metazoa, Mollusca, Bivalvia, Pectinida, Pectinidae. The record is from RefSeq and is a predicted model, not a curated record.